Messenger RNA from Phanerochaete carnosa HHB-10118-sp, 2336 nucleotides. RefSeq lists its product as uncharacterized. The transcript has 2 exons. The record is from RefSeq and is a predicted model, not a curated record. Bases 81 to 2216 code for a protein of 711 amino acids. NCBI's taxonomy places the organism in Eukaryota, Fungi, Basidiomycota, Agaricomycetes, Polyporales, Phanerochaetaceae.
AUCGUAUCAAAUGGGACUCCACCCCUUUGUGACUGAGGCGAGGUCGCUCUCGUAGUCGCCAAAUAGACUCGAGCUCAGCCAUGGGUCAAAGACAUCAAGCCUUCGUCAUCGCAAAGGUACAAUCGCAUGGCUCUGCCGAAGCCAAGUACCGCUGUAUUGCGGCAUACCACCACCAGUGGUGCUACGGCACCUUACCUCUCCGCGCCACACGCCGCCUCUUAAUUCUUGUCAGGCAGCCCGAAAACGCUGAAAUAAUUCGCGAAGAGGUCCGCAGUAUAGCCAGCAAGUACGGACGACCUGGGCAGGAGCCUUUCAUUCCGGACAUACCAUGUCCUUUUGUCGCCUUGAUUCUCGCCAACAGCUGGGACAUCGACCUAACCACAGAUAAGGCAUAUUUGAGCGGCCAGUCUUUCCGCGGCCACCUCUCAAGUGCAAACAUGGGCUGCUGGGAUGGUCCAAACGACGACGGUAUCACAGCUGUUGAUGUCACAGACCCCGACAAUCCGACGUACUGCCACAUUUCCGGCGCAAGCUCGGGCCGCAGAAGCUCCAGACAAUAUCUUCUGAGGUACUACGCUCUUCCCAAGCAGGAUGAGCAUGGAGAGCCCGUGGAAGACAGGUCCGAAAGACAUGAGCGACGACUGCUGCAACAAGCUCGAGGAGAUCCUGCCAUAUUGGAGCAAAUCAGGAAGGGGGAACGACAGUUCAAGAAAAGCAUGCUAUCUGCCGUAGCCGACAUGAAGGGGGAGCAGCUCAUGCCUCAGUCGGCCUUAGCAGAAGCGUGGCCCGACGAGUAUACCGUAUUCCAACGCUCGCCGCCUACUGCCUCUAAACCGCCGAAGAUUAAACCCCUCGCCGAGACUAGAACAGAAGUCGCUUCUCUCGUAGAUAUGUCACUCCGCAAGACCAUUCAGCAAUGUAUCGAACUCGUAGACGCCUCUGCUCUUGACGGCCUGGUCUGGCUCUCGGAGAAGAUGCACAUUGUCGAGGAGUGUGUACUCGAGCAUAAUCCCAUGCAGGAUACUGCUCUGCCAGUCCUGUCGAUGCUCCUGAGAGACAUCACAGCGCGCACACAUGCUCUCGAUUUUUCUCAAUAUCCCCUGAUUCCUGACCAGGUCGUCAGUCUCGCGUCCGACUUGACCAGUGUCCGUUCCCUCGACCUCUCUGGAUAUGCGAUCUCAGACGGCCAACUACAUACCAUAGCCAGCAACACGACCAACAUUCGUUCCCUUAAUCUAUCUCGCAAUGACUCGGUCACUACCCAAGGAAUCCGUCAGCUCCUCGUUCAGCUCCCGUCCCUUCAGCGUCUGAUACUCAUGAACUGCCCCUCGGUGUCGGAUGCAGAUCUGGCCGGUCUUGCACGGAAGGAGCCGCACCUCUUCCGCAAUCUCGACGCUAUCAUGCAUCCCCUCUUCCUGCAAGUCACCUUUGCGGACCUGGAUACGCAUGUGGGCGUAGUCACGCGCCGCUUAGAUAACCCCUCACAUCCGCCCGUUGCGAUGUCUGUAGGAAUCGUGAACUCGUCGGACUUUGACCCGUACAUGCAGGGCGUCUCGCUGCCCUUCGUGCACCCGCCGCUCAUUGUGCAGGGCUUCACGGACCUCGCAAGUGCAGCGGCCUCUAUGGAACCCAGGGGGCUGCCGAUGUCUGCCGGGCGUGCGUGCGAGGUCGCGUUUGCGGCGCUGCCGCGAGAGUCGGGGAAGCCCUGGGCCGAACGCACGAUUGUGGUGCCACAGCCUCUCGAUCUUAGUAUGCUCUGCGGCACCGCGUCCGGCUGGAUGUUGUUUAUCAAGCUCCCCGGCUGGUUAUUCCGCGUGAUCUCUGGGUGGGCGUUCCUGCGGUGCUUGGGACCCGACACGCACUCCGCUGCCGAAGCUGAGGUGGAGGAUGGCACUACUGAGGCAACAAUUGGUGCAGUCGGCUCAGAGCCAGAUACCUCACAGCCAUCCACAUUCCCAGCAGGCGACAUGGAAGACAACGAUGAAGAGUCAGAGUUCGCAGAGCACAGUGCGCCGGCGCCGACUUCUCAACCCAAGCUAAACUACGAGUUACAUGAUCUUCGUAGCUUUCUCCGUGUUACAGAGGAAGAGGGCUACCGUCCUGUCUCCGAAGAAGCUGUGGUAGCCCUUGAGGCCGCACUCGAGAAAGUGAAUUGGCCUGUACUUACCAGAGAAGAUAUGGACAAGAUUCUAAGUGGGUCUUCGGAAACUCUGUAGCCCAUACUGCAACCAUGACCUGUGUGCUCGAUACCGUAGACACACUUGGCCCCUGUUCUCAUGUGUCCGGUUAAUUUGACGUGUUAUUGCCCUCACUAAAUGCAACUUGUGCAUGUUUUA